Messenger RNA from Paracoccidioides brasiliensis Pb18, 1485 nucleotides. RefSeq lists its product as uncharacterized. The record is from RefSeq and is a predicted model, not a curated record. The transcript has 3 exons. Gene Ontology annotation, cellular component: cytoplasm; dynactin complex. The coding region runs from base 1 to 1485 and encodes 494 amino acids. Gene Ontology annotation, biological process: mitotic spindle organization.
AUGGCUUUCAAUAAGAAAUACGCCGGGCUUCCCGAUCUAGAUAUAGCUCCAGACAUCUACGAGACUCCUGAGCUCACAGACGGUUCUACUCUAGCUACUGCCACCGUCCGCUCCUCGUCCCCCUUCCAAGAUGAGCCCGCAAACCCGGAUAUUGACCGUCAACGUCUGCAGCCGGACCAGGCUCGAUCACACUUCCUCCCAGCCCGUCUAGAUGCUCGCGAUGUUGAUUUUUCAGAUAGCAUUGCCUCCAGACGGAAGUCGUACAAGGCUAUGAGCCGGCGGAGACAGCGGCGAGAAGACGGAACAGAAGUCCUGGGAGAUGUCAGUGACGAGGAGGACGAGUCUCUAGAGAGAAAACUGGCUAGGUUGCGCAGAGAAGCGGAGGAAUUGAAGGAAGAAUUGGCUACUCGAAAGGCCCAGCGGAAUGCUCAGUCAGAUAGCGCUGGCGCGGAUGACCCGGGCGAGGACGACGACAAGGGGGAACUGGACGACGGCGUGCUGGAGCUCAGCCGGGCUCUGGAUAGCCUCCAUACGUUCUCACGAGACGGUGCGAUCCCCGUCACGGCGGAGGAGAUACUUUCUCAAAAACUAGGAGGCAACAUCCCUUUCGCCGUCCACGCCGCAAAGCAACGAAAUGAAGCGCUGCACGGCUCUUCCCAAUCUGACGUUCCAGUAGGCCUCCUUUCCAACGCUGCAGCCUUCGACGCCCGUCUUACUCUCCUCGAAGCCGCCCUGGGCAUCCCUAACACGCCAAUCUUCCACUCCUCAGACGACAACAUUGGCCCCCAACCCAUCCUCCCAACCCUCUCCCACCUCUCACUACAACUCUCCACCCUCACUAGCACUCUAACAGGACCCGCCGCCUCUAUCCCUGCUGGCCCCUCCCAAGCGCACUCAACCGUAACAACCCCGCACAUCGAAGCUCUAACAACUCGCAUCCGCAAACUAACCGCGGAUGCCGACGCCCUCUCCUCCGCCCGCCGCCGUGCAACCGAAGCCGCCCGCGCAGUCAUCGCCGCCCGCAUCGCGGCUGCUACCUCCGAUCAUCCAACCUCAACCACAGCAAACACAGCAAACAUAACAACAGCUACAACAACAACUGCAACAACCGAAGCUCCCCCCUCCCUCACCUCCCUAACCGCCACCGAAACCGACUCAGCCGCCAGCGAACAAGCUGCCAAGAUCCAAGCGCUGUACACAACUUUACCAACCAUAACAUCCCUCCACCCUCUUCUCCCCAGCGUCUUGGAGAGGCUGCGCUCGCUACGCGCGAUCCACGCGGGCGCUACCAGGGCUGCGGAGGAUUUGGAUGCGUUGGAGGAGAGGCAGCGAGAGAUGAAGACGGAGAUUGAGAUGUGGAGGGAGGGGUUGGGGGUUGUGGAGGGGAAGGUGAGGGAGGCUGAGGAGGCGAUGAGGGGCAAUGUGGAGGUUGUUGGGGGGUGGGUUAGGGGGUUGGAGGCUAGGUUGGAGGGAUUGGGAGGGUAG